AUGCCAUGCCCUCCGCCACCGCCUCCGCCGGCCGCGGAGAUUGAGGAAGCCGGCCCAGUGGCCCCUCCACCGCCACCUGCGGCGGCAGUGGAUGCUGAUGCGGUGCGGUGGCAUGGCUUGGCAGGCGCAAGCAUGGCCUGGGCACCACCCCGUAUGGCAGCGCACAGCGAAAGUGAGGCACGGCCUGGCUACGCGGCAUACGAUGCCUCAGAGUACCUGGACGAAGCACACGUACUUCAGGAGAAGGUACGAAUGCUCGCAGACAUGUGGAGGCGCGGUGGUGCCGACACAGUGAUCUACACUGGCGCAGGACUGUCCACUGCUUCAGGCAUUGGGGAUUAUGCCUCCAAGGCAGGCAGCUCCGUCGCACCCCACAAGAAGAUCGCCUCCACUGGCAGCCGACUGGAGCUCUCCCCUACUUUCGCGCACCAUGCGCUUGCAGCUGUGGGAGAGAAAGGGCUCAUUGGAAACUGGGUUCAGCAGAAUCACGAUCGCUUGGCUCAGAAAGCAGGCUUCCCGCAGGCCAAACUAAACGAGAUCCAUGGUGCCUGGGGCGACACCAAGAAUCAAGUUAAGAUGAUGGACGAUACCCUCCGGCAUGACCUGCUUCAAUGGCUGCUGGCCUGGUCCCUUCGCGCUCGGCUGUGCGUCAGCCUCGGAACAUCCCUUUGCGGCAUGACCUCGGAUGAGAUCCCCAGCGCGGUGGCGGAGCGCUAUGCGAAAGGCGAAGGCGAAGGGCUGGUCAUCAUUGGGCUGCAGAGGACCUUCUACGAUGAGCGUGCGAGUCUGAGAAUUUGGGGGCUCUGCGACGAAGUGAUGAGGCUCCUGGCAAAGGAGCUCCGUUGCAAGGUUCCGGACUCCAAGGUGGCCCGGCGAGGCGAGGAGUGGGUGAGCACGCACCCCAGGCUGACCUACAACACUCCCACAAGGUCGGCAAAGGAUCCCAUGUGA
This is a messenger RNA of Symbiodinium natans, 951 nucleotides long. The record is from the annotation of a GenBank genome assembly. Lineage: Eukaryota; Dinophyceae; Suessiales; Symbiodiniaceae.